AUGGCCUACGCAAACGCAUGGUUGGCCGACGUCCACGCUGCCGGCGGCGAUUUGGAGCCGCCGCCCAACCCCGAAAUCCCUGCCGCGUACCUGCAGAAGCCUCGAAGGCGCCCCGCACCCGAGGCCUACCUCUCCUCUCCGCCUCCCUCCACAUAUACAUCCUUCGCACAGCCGAAACGACGACGCGCUGCGCUCUCCGAGAUCGAUCCGCCGAAUCAAAAGCGACAGCGAGCACUCAACGCACCAACGCACGCAAUGUCACAGGACUCGCCGUCGCCAACGAGGAAGUCGAGCAAGCAGACUAAGAUGGUGGGUAAGGCGCGGAUUAUAACGAAGGAGGCGGUGGCAGUGGAGGAUGUCAUAGCGGCGGUGGAACCUAUUUUGCUCUCAACGCAGCAUGUCGUGGACCCUAAUGCGACGCCACGCCCGACUCGUCGGAAGCGCGCAGCUGCUCCAGCGCUGCCAAUCCCAGACCUGCACACAAGGCCAGCACCGGUCAUGACGCCCAGCGUGUCCGAGGAGCACGCAGAUGAGGACGGUGAGGAUGCCGAGGACGCCGAGGUUGAGUCGACCCACGAAUCAACAACCUCGAACCGGUCGCGCAGCCCAAUCUGCCGCAUGGUCGCUCUUCAAAUCGCCAAGAAGCCUGUGGUCCCUAAGAUGGCGACAUUAAGCACAGACGCCCCGCAGGACGUGAGAACAUUGUACAAGGCGAUUCAAGCGCUGUCUCGGCGGUCGAAGGGCGUUAUUCCGCUAGGCAUCGAGACUGAGGUGAAACAGGACGCCAAUGGUGACCUUGACGAACUGGAGGACUACGUGGCAAAGACACCGAAUGGCAAGACCCACGAACAAUUAAAGGACGAAUUCAAAGCCAUGCGGGAGAUUCGGAACGAGACUUCGGCGUGCAAAACGAAGCACCUCCACGAACCGAGCUGGAACGAACUUGUGCACAGCCAGAUGCUGAAGCAAGCCGUGCUUGGUUGCCCUGGCUUCUCGUACUACAACAUCACCACUGCGCGGGUCAUUAAGGAGCUUGUGCCGGGCAACGAAUACGGCGAGCUUUUGAAGGGCAAGAUGAUCGACUUUGCCGUUACCCUUGGUCCUCCUCUAAUCCCUACGGCCCACGUCAUCAACCGCCUUGCUGCUUCUCCCCGCAAACUUCAGCGCACCAGCAACCCCUCCGAGUACUCCCCGCUCUGCUACGAACCCGUUGUUCUCAGCAUCGAGACAAAUUCCCCUGACGGCGGCAGUGAGAACGGCGAGGUGCAGCUCUCCGUCUGGGCAAUGGCCUACUUCAACCGCCUGCGCCAGCUUAUCCAGGAUCCCGUGGCUAUGACGCUCCCUCUGCUCUUGAUUACCGACGCCCGCUGGAAGUUGUACCUUGCCAGCGACUCAGCGCAUGAGAUUCAACUCAUUGAUGCUGUGGAUAUCGGCACUACGGCCGAUAUUAUUGGGUGUUAUACUAUCUUGGAGGUGCUGAGGGUUCUAUUUAAGUGGGUGGAGGAGACAUUUGCACCGUGGUUCUUAGAUGGAGUGAAGCCUGAAUGA
Messenger RNA from Mytilinidion resinicola, 1548 nucleotides. RefSeq lists its product as uncharacterized. The coding region runs from base 1 to 1548 and encodes 515 amino acids. The record is from RefSeq and is a predicted model, not a curated record. The transcript has 2 exons. Lineage: Eukaryota; Fungi; Ascomycota; Dothideomycetes; Mytilinidiales; Mytilinidiaceae.